Acanthopagrus latus (yellowfin seabream) is the source of this 3284-nucleotide messenger RNA. RefSeq names its product carcinoembryonic antigen-related cell adhesion molecule 7-like. The record is from RefSeq and is a predicted model, not a curated record. Lineage: Eukaryota; Metazoa; Chordata; Actinopteri; Spariformes; Sparidae. The transcript is spliced from 11 exons. The coding region runs from base 248 to 1102 and encodes 284 amino acids.
GAAAUUGCGCCCAAUAGAGACGGAGACUCAGCCAGGCAACUGGUGAAACUUUGACUUUCACUUUUAACCAGGCAGCCAGCAGCUACGCUCCUCUGUCAGAGCUAGCAUACAAAUGUUAGCUCGUAAUGUUUUUUAGCUUUUAAAUAAGGUUGUCUGACAUGUUUGCCUCGGUUCGGGAGAGCAGGAGUUCGGGUUUCUUGUUGUUUUUGACCGUGUAACUGUGAGGAGUUGCCGUCUGUGGACAUCCAUGAUGAGGGUGGCCGGCUGGGCGUGUGUCUUGCUGGCUGUCGUGUCCGCAGAUCCCGAGAAAACGCUGUACAAGAAGGUGGGCGAUGAAGUCGUCCUCAGACCAGACGCCGCCUCUGUGACCGGCCCCAUCACCAGCAUUACAUGGAAGGAAGGUCCUAACCUGGCCAUGCAGUGGGACGGGACGGAUAUUGAUAAAUAUCGUCAUUUCAAAGAACGUGGCAGCCUGAACAUUUCAAACGGAGCGAUGAUGAUCACAGGACUGACUCGAGGCGACAGUGAACUGUACACAGUGGAAAUCAACGGCGGCGGCGCCGGUUCAACUCGUCUCACCGUCAUCUCUCCCGUCCCGACGCCCUCCGUUACCAAGUCCUGUGACGACGAGACCAGCUGUGUUCUGACCUGCGAUGGAAACACCACGGGCACUGAUCCGUUCACCUACACGUGGCAUUUAGGAGCCAUUGUGUCGAACGACGCGAGCAAGGAGCAACGCAUUACAAAGGACAACCACUCGAGCGUCGAAGAGUUCAGCUGCAUGCUGAAGAAUCCAGUCAGCGAGGAGAGAAGCCAGCCAAUCACCAACCCUUUCAUCACACCGCCCGAAACUCCAGCAGCAGGAAACCUGAAGAUCACCACAGCACUCACCGUGUUCAUCUGUCUGCUGGCUCCUGUGCUGGUGCUGGUUUUAAUUCACAGAUGGAAAGCAGGAAUGUGGUUCUUCCAAGAAGAGUCCAUGCCCUGGGAAGCAGGCUUCUGGAGCAGGCAGGAGAGGCCACCGAGAGAAGCUGCUGAAUCUAAUGGCACCACUGCUCGUCGCGAGAAGGGAGAAGCAGAAGAGGAAACACCGAUGGCAUAAGCGGCUGCGCGACGUCUGUCUGGGUCUGUCAGGUGUGAAUCACGACGAUCUGAGAAGCUCCGGAGGAAAUCCAGAAGUUGCCUCCCACUUCAGCGUCGGUCUGUCCUGUGUUCACACUACACAUAUUAUUUAAGAUCGGGUCAUAGCAGUGCCAGCUCUAAUGCUUCAAAUAUAUAAAACUCAUUUUAAAACAGAAAGUGAGGGAACGUAUCUUAAAGCUACUUUCUAAACGUAUUCUCAUUGAAAAGACACUAAAAAGGGAACUAUUUAAGCCAUCUGUCACGAUGUAAAAUUAGACAACGAGCCUUCAGAUUUAUUAGCCCACAAUGUAAUAAAAACCCAGAUAGAGAGAAAUGCUUUCACACCUCAUGUCUUCUUGAUGCUCGUCUCUCGAUUCUCCACAGAGGAGCCUCACAGUUUAGACAAUACCAGGAAACAUGCAAAGUGUUUUCCUUUCCUUCCGGGUACCUGGUACCUCGAGCUCAUUAAAAAUCCCCCUCUGACAGUGGAUGUUUUGUGACUGGAAGCACGUCUGGUGGCAGAUUCCUGCAGCCUCACAGUGUCACAGGAGAGCUCAGAGCAUGUGGGCAGGAAGUGCGCUGAGAGCAGGAGGGGGAGAAAGAGAUGCCAUUGUUUGCUUUGGGCCAACAAGAAAGGCAUUGUACAUAACUCUACUGCUGGCUCCUUGGAUUAGUGUGUGUGUGUGUAUGUGUGUGUGCGAUGAGCAUUAAUGUGAACAAAGUAUAUUGUGAGAUGUCAACAUCAAACACGGUCAAUCAUGUAUUUUUAUCGUACCUAUUUGCAGUUUUUUUUAGGGGUUUAUGCUCAUUUCUCAUGUCAGAAUUAACUCGUCCUCGUCUUUGUUUUGUAUUUGAAUGUGCACUCUGCAUCUGAGGGAUCGUGGCUUCUGUGCGUACAUUGCAGUAUACGUGUUUUUAAAUGGAAGACAGGUUUGUUUUUUGUCAUUUAAAGGGGAAAUGUGUAAGAUGUGGCCAGAAUUUUUAGUUAGAUUAAUAUAAAUAAAUGAAACUCACAUCAACAAAGUGUGAAGCAUGCAUGUUGAUGUGAAAGACAAACUAUUUUCACACCUUUUUUCUUUACUGGUUUAAGAAUACAAUCGUAAACCAUUAGACGAGCUUAACUGUCCUGCUCACUCAUUUUAAAUACACUUCAGAGUCAAUUCACCAACACAGUCUUUGUCAGUAAUCACCUCUAGAUCGAAAUAAUCCCUCAAUUUAGAGAGAAAAUAUUUCUACACACCGUUUUGCUCCAUGGCUAACGGCAGCUACUCUCUACUACAAAGACCUUAAUGAGCAGCAGUUAGCGGUUAUGUCAGUACCUUUUUCUGUUUGUUUUGGAGCUACCUUGUAAUCUAGGCCUUUCUCACAAAUUGCACUUUUAAUUUCAACAGAGUGUGAAGAAACAGCAGAUGUCAGACGCCCAUGUUCUGUGUUGCAAGGAUGUCUACUAAAGUUAGGAUGCCGACUACCUAAUAAGUAAACAGAUUAAACUCACAAACACUAAAAAGGAAAAAUAUUUUUACAUCUUUUUUUCUUUACUGAACUGAAUUCAAGUUCCUCUCUGACCAAACUAAGAUUAGCUUAAUAUUCUUGUUCACUCGUCUUAAAACACAUUUGGACAUUAAAGUAAAAGUGACCAAAACAAUCUUUGGUUCAAUAUGUGUUCAGUUCACAGAGCUACACACCGUGCAACAUUUAGCUCCACAGCUAACUGAGGCCACUUGCUAACGGCAGCUAGUCCCUCCAGCCAAAGAGUGCAGUGAACAGCAGUUAGCAGUCACACUAUUGUGAAUCUUUCAUUCUGGCCAUUUCUUACAAAUUACACCUUUUAACUUUCCUUUCCUCCAAUUCUUUGAUUUUGUUUCUUUAAGUUUAAAGCUCGACAAAGCUGAAAGGAUCAGGCUUCUUCUCACGAGAGAAGGUUAAAACCCAUGUUAUUAAGUUUAUUUGUGGAAGUAGUUUUUAACAUGCCAAGCAGCACUACUUAAUCCAAAGCAUUAGUCAUGAAUGAGUUGUGGCAUCUAUGUUUUUUAAUUGAAAAAGGACACAUUGACUUAUUCAAACCCCAUUAGCUUAGUAUUUAUUGUGACCCGUCGCUCUGUCUGAGGAAGUGUUUUAUAAAGCAUAUAUUUAAUAAAAUCACCAGAAAAUCAACCCUGAAA